AGAUGGCAAGCAGGAAAUGACUUUUAUUUUGACGGCAUGAAAGAACAGGAAGUGGAAAGACCCAACAAUUACACAACAUUUGAGAAGGCAACAGCGAUAAUAAUGUCAGCUGUCAGGACAUGCCCUUAAAAAAACAGCAAAGAAAAUGAGUGACAAGGGAAACAGGAAGUUCUCUCCGCGAUACAGAAGGCAGAAGGAGGCGGAUGAAGCAGAGAGCUGGAGGAGCCCGUCCGGACGAGAGAAUGUGAGAUAUGAGCACAGCUACAGUCCUAUAUCCGACGGUCGAGCUUGUGACAGUGAUGGGAAAAGAAGAUUUAAAGCCUCAUUGUCAUACAGCUCUCCUGAAGGAAAAGCCCUCAGACAGAGUCCGUCUCACAAAGACCGAAGUCAGAGGGGCUCACCUGCCGACCACAAGAACUGGAGACAGCGACCACGAGAUGGACAGAAACAAGACAUGCUUGAUAGCAUGCAGAGUUGGAGGGAGAGGAGCAGAAUCGUGUCAAUUGAAAGGUGCCUCACGAGACGGGAUGUUUCACAGCUCUGUUUGGAAGUAGAUGGCAGUGAUUGUGACAGUUUUGUUCAGAACAGAGAGAAGUCAAGCAUCAGUCUCAAGUUUAAGUGUGAUAAAUGUAAAAUAUGCUUUGAAGACAUCUCAUCAGCUCUCAACCACAUCAGAGAAAGAUCCCACAGAAGGAAAGCCAAGGAACUGCAGAAGUUGACACUGCUGUUGAAUAUACCACCACCUGGAAAAGCACAAUGUAAUUCUAUCAGCUCUGCUAUGGAGAGUGUUGUUACUAAAUUUGGCUUCAGUGAUGAGGAUCUGAAACAACGCCAGAAUAUUCUUACUCUCAUUGAGAAAGUCCUUCGACCUGUCCUUCCAGAAUGCCAGUUCAGGUUAUAUGGAUCUUCUUGCACCAAGUUUGGUUUCAAGGAUUCUGAUGUAAACAUUGAUGUGAAGUUUCCGUCCCAUUUGCAGCACCCUGAUGUUUUCCUCCUAGCUCAAGAGCAUCUCUCUAAAAGUGCUCUGUUCAUCAGUGUGGAGGGAGACAUUCAUAAGAGGAUGCCUGUUGUUGUUUGCAAAGAGAAAUCAAGUGGUCUGAUAUGCAGAGUCAGUGUAGGCAAUGAAAGUGCAUGCCUGACAACAGCAUAUCUGGCUGAGCUGGCAAGUCUAGAACCACAUCUCAUCCCUCUGACUGUAUGCUUCAGAUACUGGGCCAAGAUUUGUGAUGUGGACCAGAUGGAAGAAGGUGGUCUUCCAUCCUAUUGCUUUGCACUAAUGGUGAUCAGUUUCCUGCAACAACGCAAAGAACCUGUCUUACCUUCAUACCUCGAGUCUGUGGGUCUGUCCUUGAAUAAAUUGAAGGGUUUCUCUUUAACUGGUGUUGAAAAGGGGUGUGUGCUCUGGGAGUUUGAUCAAACCUUCACUGAUUCAUCUUGUGAAAAAGUUAUCAAGAAGGGAAAGGCUCCACUGGUUUUCAAAGACCACAGUCCUUCUGUGCCAUUGGGGAAGCUUUGGGUUGAGUUAUUACGAUAUUAUUCCCUAGAAUUUCAAAUACCUGAGAAAGUCAUUAGUGUGCGAACCAAUGCCGACCUUUGGCGUGAUUUUAAAGACUGGCCCAAGAAAAGGAUUGCAAUAGAAGAUCCAUUUGCCGUCCAGAGGAAUGUGGCUCGGACGUUGCAUAGCCAGCUGAUUUUUGAUUACUUCUUGCAUUGUCUCAAAACAACAUAUAAGUACUUUGCGUCUCCUGCUAAAUCCCAAGCAGGCAAAACCAGUUCAAAUAGGCAAACCGACAACACUGUACAUAUCAAGCAACAGUCUAAGAGUGCCACAAAUCAUGUUGAUUCAGCAUUGAGGAGGACAAAAGUGGCCUCUGAAGUCUUGGUCAGGAAACAUGCGAGAUGCAGCUUAGAUCAUGCUGAACAUCUCGAAGACUCCGACUGUCUGAUUGAGCUGGAACAGUACGAUGAGGAAGAAUGUGGCUCUGACAUUGACAGUGAGGCUGAAGACGAGGAAGAUGAUGAUGAUGAUGACGACGACAUAGAGCUUGAUGAAUCCGGGUGUGAUCAUUCGGGCGAUGAGAUCUUCCCCUUUGACCGGGAGAUAAGUGAUGAGAUGGGCUCAGAUUCAGACCCAACGGAAUACAAACCGCAGACAGAGCUUUCCAAAUCUCAAUCAACUGUCCAAACACAGUCAGACACUGAAGGCAUUCAAUAUGUCUUUAACAAGCAAGUGUUCAAUAAUGGCAAGUCCCACAUUCUAGUGUGCAGCCUCUGUAAGAGUGAUGGACAUUUAAAACAGGAAUGUCCUGAAGACUUUAAGCGAGUGAAGUUAGAACAGCUUCCACCUUUGACUCAGGAGUUCCGCAAGAUACUCAGUGAAGUCUGUGAGCAAUGCUACAGUGACUUUGCACCAGAUGAUGUCGAGGAGCAAGUCAGAGAGCGUAUUCUGCAGGAUUUAGAGAAAUUCUUGAGAUGUCAAGUGCCAGGAGCCAAGUUGGUUCUGUUUGGUUCAUCUAAAAAUGGCUUUGGCUUUAAACAGAGUGACUUAGACAUCUGUAUGACUCUAGAAGGCCAGGACACAGCAGAGGGCUUGGACUCUAUUGCUAUUAUUGAGAACUUGGCUAAAGCAUUACGCAGACACCAAGGCGUGAGAAACAUCCUGCCUAUUACUACUGCCAAAGUCCCAAUUGUGAAGUUUUACCACAUCAAAACUGGACUAGAGGGAGAUAUAAGCUUUUACAAUAUACUGGCUUUGCACAACACACAACUACUGGCAUCAUAUGCUGCAAUUGAUGCUCGUGUGAAGAUCCUCUGUUAUGUCAUGAAAGUUUUUUCCAAAAUAUGUGACAUUGGAGAUGCAUCACGUGGGAGUUUAUCUUCCUAUGCCUACACACUGAUGGUGCUCUACUACCUUCAACAAAGAAACCCUCCUGUUAUCCCUGUUCUCCAAGAGAUAUAUAAUGGGGUGAAGAAACCUGUAUUCUUUGUAGACGGCUGGGAUGUGCAUUUCUUUAAGGAUUUAAAGAAUUUGCGUAAUUACUGGCCGGAGUACAAGAAGAAUAAGGAGUCAGUGGGGGAACUGUGGCUCGGGCUUCUGCAGUUUUACACUGAGAUAUUUGAUUUCAAGGAGAAUGUCAUCUGUAUCCGCAGGAAGGAACCUCUCACCACCUUUAAGAAGCAGUGGACCUCCAAAAAUCUUGCUAUUGAGGAUCCCUUUGAUUUGAGUCAUAAUCUUGGAGCUGGUCUCUCACGGAGAAUGGCCAGCUUCAUCAUGAAGGCCUUUAUCAAUGCACGCAGAGUCUUUGGCACCCCUGUCAUAGUUUACCCUCCAGAGUAUUCAAAUAAAAUGGAGUACUUUUUUGACCCAGAGGUUCUCACCGAGGGCAAACUCGCCCCCAGUGACCGCUGCUGCCGGAUUUGUGGGAAGAUUGGACAUUUUUUGAAAGACUGUCCAAUGAGAAAGAGUAGGCGUGACGUCACAAAGUACAACAAGGCAAUGAAGGACUGCAGCCCUUAUAAAGAUGGAAGAUGGCAUCAGAAGGAGGAGAGAUGCUGUUUUCUGUGUGGCUCCAAUUCUCACAUAAAGAAAGACUGCCUGCUCUCUAAAUCUUUAGAGUCCUCCCCACACACAUACCAAAGAAGUCCUGCUUCAGACAGAGACAGACAAGGCAGUCCUCAGCAUUACAAGAACAGGAAGCAGAAAGCAAAGAGAGUGCUUUUGGAUCCUGAAGCAGGUAGUCUUGCCAACAGAACACAUCUGUAAAUCAGUCUGUCCAGAAGUGGAGCCCUUUCAAGUAAAACCUCAACAGUAAACCAUUACAGGCUACAGUGAACCAUGUUUAAUCCACAACAACCUAAACUGAGUAUUAUCUUAAAUCAAAGUUAGAUUACCUUGAUGAAUGUGCCUUUUAAAGUUGUCUAAUUUUUUUAUUUUUUUGUUCUUUUUUUUUAUUUUUAUGGAAUGAACUAUGGAAGUUUUGCAUUUUAUGUUUUUAUUAUUUAUUUAUUUUUAAUGAAAGAGUCCAGCUGAUUGAAUUUGUAAUUUAGAUUGUAGCCCUACCUACUGUGUGUUUUGAAAUCAAAAGUUUGCACCAUUGUGAGUCUUGUGUGUGUGUCCCUAGAAGCAUUUAUUUUGUAUGUACAUAUUUAAAUGUUGGUUGGGGUCUGUGUAUUUAGAUUUGUGCUAAUAUCAAUGCAAGUUUUUGUAGAGCUGUUAACAAAACUUGUUUGUAGUGCUUUUUUCUGUUUGGUUGGGAUUGGUUUUAGUUUUUAUACUUUGUUUUAUAGUUGUGCUUUUAUUUUGCUAAAUGAGUUGUAUAUUUCUUUGCAGGCAGGCUACAUUGCAUUUGCAUCCGUGUCAAUAAACUCGUUUAAGAAAAUG
This is a messenger RNA of Myxocyprinus asiaticus (Chinese sucker), 4381 nucleotides long. Its product is annotated as terminal uridylyltransferase 7-like. Lineage: Eukaryota; Metazoa; Chordata; Actinopteri; Cypriniformes; Catostomidae. The transcript is spliced from 30 exons. The record is from RefSeq and is a predicted model, not a curated record. The coding region runs from base 146 to 3763 and encodes 1205 amino acids. Gene Ontology annotation, molecular function: RNA uridylyltransferase activity; nucleic acid binding; zinc ion binding.